GACACCCCGAGGCGGGGCGUCCAGCGGUGUACCUCGGCGGGAGGCGGACGGACGACUUCCGGCAAUAAUUGGACGCUGCAGCUCGGUGAGGUUGGUGGCUGCCUCGUCGGAAAGGGACCAGCAGGAGAACUAUGCCAUUUCUGGGUCAGGACUGGAGAUCCCCUGGAUGGAGCUGGAUUAAAACUGAGGAUGGGUGGAAAAGAUGUGAUUCCUGUAGCCAAGAGCUCCGAAACGAGAGUAACCAGUACACCCUCAACCACAGCAUUAUCUUAAAUAAUGGCGAAGAAGAAAUAUUCAACAGCGAGUGUGAGUAUGCAGCCAAGAAGAGGAAGAAGGAGCAUUUCGGAAAUGACACAGCUGCUCACAGUUUUUAUCGUGAGAAAUGGAUCUAUGUUCAUAAAGAAAGCACAAAAGAAAGGCAUGGCUACUGUACCCUGGGAGAAGCCUUCAACCGGCUAGACUUCUCAAGUGCAAUCCAGGAUAUCAGGAGGUUCACCUACGUUGUCAAACUGCUGCAGCUGAUUGCCAAGUCCCAGUUAACCUCCCUGAGCGGAGUGGCGCAGAAGAACUACUUCAACAUUUUGGAUAAGAUUGUCCAAAAGGUUCUUGAUGACCAUCAGAACCCUCGCCUCAUCAAAGACCUUCUCCAGGACUUGAGUUCUACCCUCUGCAUCCUCGUCCGAGGGGUGGGGAAGUCAGUGCUAGUGGGAAACAUCAACAUUUGGAUCUGCCGCUUGGAAACUGUUCUCAACUGGCAGCAGCAGCUGCAGAAUCUUCAGAUGACUAAGCAGGUGAACUCUGGCCUCACACUCAGUGACCUGCCCUUGCACAUGCUGAACAACAUCCUGUACCGUUUCUCAGACGGCUGGGAUAUUGUCACCCUGGGCCAGGUGACACCAACACUGUACAUGCUCAGUGAAGACAGGCGGCUGUGGAAGAAACUAUGUCAGUACCACUUUGCAGAGAAGCAGUUUUGUAGGCACUUGAUCCUUUCAGAGAAAGGUCACAUCGAGUGGAAGCUGAUGUACUUCACCCUGCAGAAGUACUACCCCACUAAAGAGCAGUAUGGGGACACCCUCCAUUUCUGUCGCCACUGCAGCAUUCUCUUCUGGAAGGACUACCAACUUGCUUGGUUGUUGAAGGACUCGGGACACCCCUGCACCGCGGCUGACCCCGACAGCUGCUUCACGCCUGUGUCUCCUCAGCACUUCAUUGACCUCUUCAAGUUUUAAUGGUGCCCUCAGCCCUGGACCCUCGUCCACAGUUGUCCCUUGUGCUUUCUGUGUGUCUUGUAGUUGGUGUGAGUGUUCUGUGACACAAAUGACAGGGUCUGUGGCUGGCUGUGCCUGUGUGAGGACCUGGAAGACGCUCUGGCGGUCCUGCGGCACCAUGAGAGUGGAGACCACAAAGACAUUUGUACUUCUUUCUUGAAACUCUUCCAAGCAAAUGCAUUUGCAGUUUUGUAUAUUUUUAAAUAUGGAUCAGAGAAAGUUGUGGAUAUUCAGCCCCACGUCCUGUGCUGAACUGACAUGAACAACGGGGUUAUGCUCCUUAGUUGUCUGAUGAGUUUUCCGUCGUCUCGUAAUUGGGAUGAAGGGCAGAACAGUUGAACCUUGUAAAUACGUUAUGCAGAAUAUUUAUUUUUCUUAAAAUGUAUUUUCACAACCUCUGUGGCUAUGCCCAAAUGAUUCCUCACUGAACACAAGAUAAGCCGAGGAACUUGCUUGGCAUGCUGUCUCACUACAGUGGGUAGGGCUGGGAACCCCUGCCUUGUGGCCAUCGUACAUCCAUACAUGGGAUGUGGGCUCCAAACCAGAACAGGGCCUCUGCCAAGGAGCUGGAAACAGCCUAGGGAGGCCUGAACGUGACAUGUAGGAGUUACUUUCACGAGUAAAGUAAUAAACCAUGUUUAUCUACUGA
This is a messenger RNA of Microtus oregoni (creeping vole), 1920 nucleotides long. It is a transcript of the gene Fbxo25, whose product is annotated as F-box protein 25. Bases 132 to 1232 code for a protein of 366 amino acids. Lineage: Eukaryota; Metazoa; Chordata; Mammalia; Rodentia; Cricetidae. The transcript is spliced from 11 exons. Gene Ontology annotation, biological process: protein ubiquitination. Gene Ontology annotation, cellular component: nucleus; SCF ubiquitin ligase complex; cytoplasm. The record is from RefSeq and is a predicted model, not a curated record. Gene Ontology annotation, molecular function: protein binding.